Molecule: messenger RNA, 1087 nt
Organism: Rhipicephalus sanguineus (brown dog tick)
Lineage: Eukaryota; Metazoa; Arthropoda; Arachnida; Ixodida; Ixodidae
Gene: mRpL4
Product: 39S ribosomal protein L4, mitochondrial
Exons: 10
Coding region: 72-998 (308 amino acids)
Biological process (GO): translation
Cellular component (GO): ribosome
Molecular function (GO): structural constituent of ribosome
Source: RefSeq, a predicted model, not a curated record
AAACAAAAAUAUACCGUGACGUAGAAGCUCCGUAAUCCAAGACGAACCAAUCCGUAGUCAGCCGACGCAAGAUGGCCGCCGCCAUGCGAUGCGUCCUCGUGAGUUUUCGGCUGGUUAAAAAUUCGGGCACUCCAAGUGUCUUGUGCCAGAGGUUAUGCAGCCAUACUCCAGCCUCCGUGGCCGGCGAAGUGCCGCUUCCAGCAGCUGAUGGCACAGUGUCUGCCGUCCCACCGAGGCCACCGCUGCCGCUUGUGAUAAAGCGAGAGCUGGCCUACCCUUCCAAGUUCACACCAAACAGGGAAGCAUGGGUUGAAAACUUGGACACCGUCGAAUCAGAGAAGCUGGGCCUGAUUCCACUACACCCAAAAAUCUUUGGGGUGUUUCCCAGGAUUGACACGCUGCACUGGAACAUAAACUGGCAGAACAACUACCAGAAAGUGGACUGGACAACAACAGAGUCACGUGCCGAGCGCAGAGGUGGAGGCCGUAAGCCGUGGCCACAAAAGGGCACAGGCCGAGCACGUCAUGGCAGUAUCCGGUCACCCAUCUGGAAAGGAGGUGGCAUAGCUCAUGGGCCCCGUGGACCGAGGACAUACUACUACAUGCUGCCCUUCUUCCGGCGUGUUCAAGGUCUCACAACUGCACUGUCUGUCAAGCUUGCACAGGAUGACCUGAAGAUAGUCGACAGCCUGGACCUCCCUACUAAUGACUCCAAGUACCUGCUGAAGCUUGUGGAUGAAAGGUUCUGGGGGCCUUCGGUGCUGUUUGUGGACAACACGGAUUAUGUUUCUGAAAACAUAGCCCUGAUCUGUGAUGAAGUAAAGCACUUCAACAUAAUGCCCGUUUAUGGACUCAACGUACACAGCAUGUUGAAGCACGACACGCUCGUUCUGACGCUCUCUGCUGUCGAAGAAAUCGAGAACAAGCUUCUCUACCAGCUGCACAGAAUUGAUGGCAAAGAGGUGGCGCAACGAGACCACAGAAGGCCCUACUUGUAAAUUGUUCCCAUACAGUUGUCAUUGUAGCCACUACCCCCCGAUAAACCUAGACAUCCAUAUAAAUAAACGCACAGGUUUCAAAUUUUUGC